This is a messenger RNA of Drosophila virilis, 501 nucleotides long. It is a transcript of the gene LSm7, whose product is annotated as U6 snRNA-associated Sm-like protein LSm7. Gene Ontology annotation, biological process: nuclear-transcribed mRNA catabolic process; mRNA splicing, via spliceosome. Lineage: Eukaryota; Metazoa; Arthropoda; Insecta; Diptera; Drosophilidae. Gene Ontology annotation, molecular function: RNA binding. The record is from RefSeq and is a predicted model, not a curated record. Gene Ontology annotation, cellular component: spliceosomal tri-snRNP complex; U6 snRNP; catalytic step 2 spliceosome.
UCAAUGUGGCUACGCUGUAACGCCGGCUAUCGAUAUCGAUAAAUAAACAUUGUGCAGGUUUGCGAAACCGGCAAACGAUUAAGAUAAAAUGGCUGAUAAAAAGACAGGUGGCAACAACGAUGGCAAAGAGAAACGCCGCAAGGAGUCUAUUCUGGAUCUAUCCAAAUAUCUGGAGAAGCAAAUACGCGUCAAAUUCGCUGGAGGUCGCGAGGCGUCCGGCAUUCUAAAAGGUUACGAUGCCCUCCUAAAUCUGGUGCUAGACAACACCGUGGAGUAUUUGCGUGAUUCGGACGAGCCCUACAAACUGACCGAGGACUCAACACGCAGUCUCGGCCUGGUUGUAUGCCGCGGCACAGCGCUAGUGCUCAUCUGUCCGCAGGACGGCGUCGAAAGCAUAGCCAAUCCCUUUAUCACGCAGUAAAAGGAUAUGCUGGCUGGGCUUAGGCUAAGGAAAAGUUCGCGUACAAAGGUUUAUAAAAAUACGUUUUGCAAGCAUUUAAA